AUUGCCGCAGCCUGAGCAGGCCCUUUCUCUUCACUUCUCUGCGCGUCUCUUUCCGUUACACAACACGCGCAGGAACCAAAACAUAGAAGAAAAAAAAAGCAGCGACAAGGUUUAGUUGUAUUUGAUUUGCGUGUAAUGUUGUUAUCGUUUACCCUUAGUCUUAUUGUAUUGCACUAUUGAAGUGUUGAUAGGGGGCGGUUAAUUGAAAAUGAACGAGGAAGAUGGAGCAAGCAAGAGGAAUAUCGCCCUUAUUUGUAUUACUACCAUCUUCCUUGUGGCUUUGAUCAUAGGCAUCGCAUUUAGCGUCAACGUGGAGACGGACAGUUCCCACAGUGAAAGACCACAGAAGGAUCGCGUUGUUUCGUCUGUGAAAGCGGUGAGAAUCCUUUGUAAACCCACAAUGUACCAGAAAGAAUGUGAGAAAAGUCUGAUAAAAGAUGCGGGGAACAUCACAGACUCCAGAGAACUCAUUAAAAUUGCAUUCAAUGUAACCAUGAAGAGAAUAGGUAAAGGACUAAAAAAAAUAGAUACCAUGCGCAAGAAUGAGAGUGACCCCAGAACCAAGAUGGCGUUUGGAACAUGCACGCAACUGCUCAAUCUUUCCACUGGGGAAUUCAAUAGGGCAAUCGAGAAAAUGGGCAAGUUUGAUCUCAACAAUCUCAACAACAUCCUCACUAGUUUGAAAGUUUGGCUCAGCGGUGCAAUCACGUACCAAGAAACUUGCUUGGAUGGUUUCAAUAACGCCACCACCCAUUCAGGGAGUAAGAUGAGGAGCUUGUUGACCACUUCCAUGCACCUCAGCAGCAACGCCCUUGCCAUCAUCUCAGCACUUGUUAGCACUGUCGAAAUUACGGAAGCCGGGAGUCGCAACCUUUCUGAGGGUGGCGAACAUGUUUUUGGUCACGGUGAGGUUGUUCCCUCGUGGGUUGUCGAUGAUGAUGAUGAUGAUGAUGAUGGUGUUCGUAGACUCCUUCUUCAAAAUCCUCAUAAACUGAAGGCUAACGCGGUUGUAGCCAAAGAUGGUAGCGAAAAGUUCACGACCAUCGGCCAGGCAUUAAAGAUGGUGCCUAAGAAGAACAAAAGGCCAUUCGUGAUUCACAUUAGGGGGGGUGUUUAUCAUGAGUACGUUGAAGUCCCUAAAUUCAUGACUCGCGUCGUGUUUGUCGGUGAUGGUCCCAACAGAACACGAAUCACGGGCAAGAGAAACUUCGUGGAUGGAACGGUUACUUACAGAACCGCCACAGUUGCUAUUCAUGGAGAUUACUUUGUGGCCAUCAAUAUAGGGUUUGAGAAUUCCGCUGGUCCCCAGAAACAUCAAGCAGUGGCCAUAAGGGUUCAAGCAGACAGAUCCAUUUUCUACAAAUGCUGGAUAGAUGGGUAUGAGAACACGUUGUAUGCUCUUGCAAUGCGUCAGUUUUAUCGGGAAUGCAGGAUUUCAGGCACCGUGGAUUUUGUGUUUGGUGAUGCAGUGGCUGUUUUUCAAAAGUGCAUUUUCGUGGUGAAAAAGCCAUUGAAAAACCAAGAAUUGAUUGUGACUUCUCAAGGUAGAAAGGAGAAGCAGCAACCGACAGGAAUAGUGAUACAAGGAAGCAUCAUUGUGGGAAAUGGUAGAGUGAAGUUUGAUAACAAGGCUUACCUUGCUCGUCCACAGAAGAGUUACUCGAGGACCAUCUUCAUGAACACUUACAUGGAGGACAUUAUCGAACCAGAGGGGUAUCUGGCACGGCAAGGACGACAUGGUCCUUCAGGUAUGAACACUUGUUUCUAUAGUGAGUACAAUAACAGUGGUCCUGGUUCAGACAAAUCGAAGCGUGUAAAAUGGCGUGGGAUCAAGACACUGAAUGCAAAAUCUGCGACGGAAUACUCACCACUCAAUUUUUUUCAUGGAGAUCAAUGGGUUAGAGUUACUAAGAUUCCUUACUAUCCUAAUAUCCUCCCCAAGCUCUAAACAUUUUUUUAGGAAGGAGCAUGUCCACAGACUAGACUCAUUUAAUUAAGGCUUCUAUCGUUCACUUUUUUUUUUUUUUUUAUUAGUUUCAAGUCUUUGUAUAUUCUGUAAUGCCACAUUUCUCAAACUGCAGAGAGAUGAUCACU
Messenger RNA from Vigna unguiculata (cowpea), 2094 nucleotides. RefSeq names its product putative pectinesterase/pectinesterase inhibitor 28. NCBI's taxonomy places the organism in Eukaryota, Viridiplantae, Streptophyta, Magnoliopsida, Fabales, Fabaceae. The record is from RefSeq and is a predicted model, not a curated record. Gene Ontology annotation, biological process: cell wall modification. Gene Ontology annotation, molecular function: pectinesterase activity; enzyme inhibitor activity.